UUUGUUUUGGGGUUCGACGAGUCUAUUUUUUCUGACACUAUAUGAUUGUUACACCACCAGACUAGAUCAAGUCGAGUCAGCCAAGGCUCGGAAAGAACUGGGAAUGUGUCUGGGAUGUACCUUUUACGUAGUUGGGGAAAGUUACCUGUGUGUUCUUUAAACAUUUGCAAAGCGAAUAAGAGAAAAAUUUCGGGAAACAGGGAUCAUUUACCAGAUACAAUGUCUUCUAACACUCUAAAAACGUUUUAUGGGCGUUCUCUCCCUCAAAAUCUGGUUGACUACCGAUCUACGGAGUCGAAAACUCGCCUCUGCCGUGCUCUGCAAACUGGUUAUGCUGUACCAUACCUAUCUUUGUCUUCGUGCUUCAAUACUCAAGCCGAACCAGCUUAUUGUGGGGUUAGUACUUUAGCGAUCAUCUUAAAUGCCCUGCGAAUAGAUCCUCAACGUAUCUGGAGAACUAUUUGGCGAUGGUUUACUGAGGAACUCUUAGAUUGUUGCCGUCCUUUAGAAGACAUAAAAGUAUCAGGGAUCACUUUGGAAGAAUUUGUUUGUUUAGCACAAUGCAAUGGAGCUGACGCGACCCUUGUUCGACCAAACGACUCGAACGAACAAUACGAGAAAUUUAUCCAGAUUGUAGAGCGAGUUUGCACUGGUGGAAAGGAGGUUAAUAGGGAAACGUUUGAUGAGGAAAAUCCAGAAGAGUUUAUGGCAAUUUCUUACUCGAGGAAAACUUUGGGACAAACUGGCGACGGUCAUUUUAGUCCUAUUGCUGCAAUGGACAAAGAAUCAAACUCUGUGUUGAUGUUUGACACAGCCCGGUUCAAAUAUCCGCCCUACUGGGUUCCUAUGGAAGUGCUCUUCCAAUCAAUGCUACCACUGGAUAGUGCUACGGGAAAGAGUCGUGGUUAUGUGGUAUUGAAGGCAAAAUAUGAAUAUCAAGGUCGAAAAGUUGCUUGUAAUUUUGAUGAGUGUAUUUCUAUGGAAGAGUGCCCUGAAAAUGAUUUACCAGUACCAAGGCCUGUGUAUAAAAGUGGCCAGUGGCAUUGUGGCAGUCAUCCUUGUAGUGGAGGUCCUUUUAACACAAUGAAACCAUCUUAGUGUGGUUCACAAUAAUUGGAAGAGUUACAAACAUAAUGCUACUUGGAAAAAAAAAAGAAAUAACCCCUUUUCAUAGGUGAGCUCAACCUUAGUGGUUUGCAAUUCUUCUCCUCCUUUGCAAGGAGCAUCAAGCCACAAUAAAGAAAAAGGAUAAGAUGGAGUUUUCAACUGCAUUCAACUCAACAAAACAAUUUUAUUCUUUGUGCAUAUUUUGCGUGGUGUUGGAUGUCUUAGGAGAACUAGAUGCAAAUCCCUAUGAAUGUACAGAGUCAGAAGUAGAAGAGACUUGCACUCUCACGUUAGAGCUUGGAGACUUUGAUUACAAAGGGCUCAGUAAGAUCAAAGUAGAGAUAACCAUUCACACCUUAAGAUUAGUAUGCAUAUUCUCCAUACUGUUCUCAAUACAUUUCCUUGAGUGCUGACAUGUAGAAAUUGUUUGACAGUUUAGAGCAUCUUUAGUUGGUGAUCAUUUUCUUUAUUCUCAUAACCUCAAUGUGUAAUUCAGGGCUGAUAUUGUAAGGAGAAAUUGAAUGCUAGUCACUCCUAAAGGGUCAAGACACCACUGGUUCACCCUGUGAGGCAAGGUAGAAGGGUUGGAUUAUAUCACAACCUAAAUACUCAGGUUUAAAUCUGAUUUACCUGAACCACUAGAUUUGUCUCUUAGAAGACGAUUCUGUAUAACUAUUGAGAUGGGUGAAAUGAUAUUCCGUAGUAGUAGUGAAAUAAUCAACUGCAGACCAGAAAUGGUCACAAUACAUAUCAUCUAUGUCUUUGUAGUAUUCUAAAGGCUUUUGUGUACAGAAAAAACUGUUACAUCGAAGGUUAGUAAUCUACUUUGUACUGAUAGGUAUAGUAUGGAUAAUGACAGUCAAUAUUCGAUCAAAACUGGCGAUAUGAUAGACAAUAAACCAGAUUUAAUGAUCAA
Molecule: messenger RNA, 2023 nt
Organism: Stylophora pistillata
Lineage: Eukaryota; Metazoa; Cnidaria; Anthozoa; Scleractinia; Pocilloporidae
Biological process (GO): phytochelatin biosynthetic process; response to metal ion
Molecular function (GO): metal ion binding; glutathione gamma-glutamylcysteinyltransferase activity
Source: RefSeq, a predicted model, not a curated record